UCCCACGAUAGUGCCGAUCUGGCGUGUGUCGCUCCGACAAUUCUGGAGUCGCCUCGCUCUUCCUCUGUACACCCCUAUUAAAAUACCUACCUACGGAAUUUGCUUCCUCGACGCGCCCGACCGGCUCUCUCGCUUCUCUAGGCGGACCGCCUCGAUCAAGCAGAGAUAGUUGAGGUUGCAACGCCUCGCCCUCGGCUCGGCAGUUGCGUAUUGUCGCCGUAGAGUGACCAAGUCUCUCGCGCCGCCGUUAAGGCUGCUACGUCCCCGAUAACCCUUGAUCAAUGUCUGGCAGGAGACUGAUGUCGCUCGAGGCGGCGCUCGAGGAGGAGCGGAGGGAGAUCGAGCAGCUGAUGGCGAUGCAGCCCAGAAGGCCGGCCUCCGUCGGCCACCGAUCCCCCUCCCCCUAUACGACCCCUCGGUCCCCCGUUCGGAGUAUGCUGGAUAUUGCCGAGGCACCUGCCAAUCCCGCUCGGGGCUCCCAACCACAACCCCCGGUCCGCAGCAUGCUGGAUAUCAGUACUCCGGUCCAGCCCAGGAGCAUGUUGGAUAUCGGUGGUCCUCCGGCUACGACGGGUCCGACAAGUACGCACACCUCUCCGACGCCAUCCUUCAAGACGCCGGCCGCAGACAAUUUGGCCCGUAUUAGAAGCAUGUCCGAUGGUACCUCCAACUCCGCCACAGACAUAGGGCACCGGUCUCCGCCGCCUAUGAGCAUGUCGAAUACAAGAAAUAACGACCCGACGUCUGCUUACAAGUUCCAUGACAUCCUGCCGACCAAUGUCGGGCAGGCACUGCCAAACAAACGCGGCCCGACGGCAGCUAGUCGGUCGAGUUCCAUAGGCGAGGCGCUGCGCGGGCCCGACCUAUCCAAUCUCGUUCUGCCGGGCGAGCACGGCCGUUUCUCUAAAAAGAAUGCCAAGUCCAAGUCUCCCAACAAUCGGUUUUCUCUGCGGUCAAACUCGCCGUUUGGAAACUCGGCUGGGCGCAGCCAGCCGCAAGGAACCAUCAUGUUAGACAACGGUCUGGUCAUAGACAUGAACAGCGCCUACAGGAGACUGUCGGACGCCAACCUAAUCUACGGUGGGUCGAGUCUGGCUUCGCUGGCUCGCAAGAAGCAAGACAACGACGGGCAUGGCAGGAUUGAAAAGGACAAUCUGAGUCCGUACGGGGAACUGCUGCCGGAUGAAAGUGAUGAUGACGUCGCGAACUCGUCUGACGAGGAGCUGCAUAGGGGCAGAAAACUCACCACGCGGGCAGAGUCGGAAGGCCAAGCGUCCACCGGGGAGGGGACCAAGGAGGCCAAAAGUUUACUAGCUGCGGUCGAGGACGAGCGAAAACUUGUCUACGCGACACAACCCCAGUAUAGGUCACUUUUUGACGAACCUGAAAUCACGGUCACGAGUCCGUCGGGGGAUAAAACAAGGCAGAAGUCUAGCAGACCUGUCGUUCAGCCGUCGACCAGUUUUGACCAAGAGCCGCUGUCCGGGACGCAGACACCCCUCGACCCAGAGCUAAAUGCGGACGUCGACGCCAUCAAGGCUGCGCAAAGCUUACAGCUGUCCACCACCCCAAUCCUCUGCACGCCUGAUGUCCAUCGAUCCAUCCGAAUCCUCUACCGCGGCGAGUUCAGCAGAAUACAGAAAGAAGCGGAAGAGGAACACAGACGUCUCCGAAAGUAUUUAGUAGCAACCGACCUGAGCGACGAGUCAACGCACGCCCUCGAGUGGGCGGUCGGGACGGUGCUCCGCGACGGAGAUACGCUGGUCGCCAUGUAUUGUAUGGACGAAGAGGCGAGCGGCCCAGUCGACGCCAGCGGUAUGGUACCGGACGAACCCAAAGCCAUGAAGGAACAAGCGGUAGCCAUCAGCGCAAUUUCCAAGGGAGCCGCGGGAAAACCCGGGUAUCGCACCGGCAGUCCCGGCCCGCUUAGGAUACAAGGGUCCUCGAUGUCGCCGCACGUUCGGAUCCUCGACAGGAACAGCAGCAACAAUCCGUCGCCGGCGCCGAGCUAUCGCGAGAAGACCCGACUGCAGGAGGAAAGAGAUCGAGCGGUGCAGGAUAUUACCGAGAGAGUCUCGAAGCUCCUUCGCAAGACGCAGCUGCAGGUUCGAGUGAUCGUGGAAGUGAUCCACUGCAAGAACCCGAAGCAUCUCAUAACGGAGGUGAUCGAUAUCCUAAACCCGACGUUGGUCAUUCUGGGAAGCCGCGGUAGAAGCGCGCUGAAAGGCACGCUGCUCGGGUCAUUUUCGAAUUAUCUGGUGACGAAGAGCUCGGUCCCGGUAAUGGUCGCGCGCAAACGACUCCGCAAGAAGAGCAAAUACCAGCCGCCGCCACUGAAGCAGGUUAAUAAUUUAGCCAACCCGUCGGCGCGGAGUCUCGAGACCGCUCGAGUGGACUAGGGCGGACGCGCGCGCGCGCGCGACGGCGAAUGGAAGAGGACGUCGGCGAAGGACGGCAGCUCGCUGCUCUCGGCGGAUCCACGCACCGGCACCUGUAGGUUUCUAGUGACAUUCCCCUGCUUGGCGGAGCCUACCGGACAGAUGUGCGUGACGGCCAGGCAUAUCUCCCUCUCUAUCAGCCGUGAGUGGGUAGGCCCGUCGGCGGGCGUCUAUCCUA
Molecule: messenger RNA, 2616 nt
Organism: Durotheca rogersii
Lineage: Eukaryota; Fungi; Ascomycota; Sordariomycetes; Xylariales; Xylariaceae
Exons: 3
Coding region: 282-2399 (705 amino acids)
Source: RefSeq, a predicted model, not a curated record